AUGGAUCCUGUCACAGCUGUAGGGCUUCUGGCCUCAAUCAUCCAGAUAGCGGGGCUGGUCAAAGGCGUCGGCACCCGAGUCGUCAGCUUCACCAAGCAAACCAGCGACGCGCUCGGUUACCUGCAAGCUUUUGAGAACCAUGCCAACACAAUCAUGCUUGCAUCCGAAACCAUCAAGGAGCACAUCGAACAAUCCUCACAAGAGUUUGAGCGGAUUAAACCCCUCGUAUCACAGCUGUUGCCUACGGUCCUGUCGCACUGUCGAUCCGUGCACGAGAUACUGAGCAAAUACAUGCCUGGUGAUGGAGACUCGACAUUCAAGAGUGUAGCGCUCGCUUUUCGAAGCUUCGCAAAGGACCACAGGCUCCGGGAUCUGAUGACCAGCAUGAACGCUGAUGCCACGCAGCUGUCCAUGGUGCUGAGCUGUCUCGGUCUAAAGCGGAACAACAAGACCGAGGUGUCCGCCUCGUGGUCCCACUUACAUGGGAGGACCAUCUGGACGGUACCAAACAGGCUCGUCAGUCACUUCGUCGGCCAGGAGGACUUGCUAUCUCGCAUCGCGAAGGCCCUUCAACCUGAUGAGAAGGCGGAACCUAUCCAGAGAAUAGCUGUGUUACAAGGAAUGGGGGGACAGGGCAAGACACAGCUCGCGUUACGCUACUGUGGACUUGCAAAGGCAGCCACCCGGUACUCCGGAACAUUUUGGAUCGAUUCAUCCAACGAAACAUCAACUAGACAGAGCUUCGAGGCACUGGCAGACGUUCUCAAGUCUGAAGAGCAAAGUUUCCAGGAUGCAGAUGGCCGCAUCAACUAUGUCAAGUGCCUGCUUGCCGAAUGGCCAGAGCAAUGGUUGAUGGUCUUUGACAACUACGACAACCCCAUGGAUUUCAAGAAUCUCAGGGAUUAUAUGCCCACUGGGAAUAGUGGAAGUAUUCUUGUCACAUCGCGUAGCGCGCACACACGGCGUUUCACCUCAGACGAUACUCAGUUCCUUGAGGUGGACGGCAUGGCAGAAGACGACGCCGUGAACCUCCUCUACAAGUCCAGUCGCGUUACUCGGGAUGAUACCAAUAUCGAGUACGCAAAAGACAUUGCACGACGACUGGGCUAUCUCCCCCUGGCAAUUGACCAGGCUGGCGCAUAUCUGCUUGCCUCUGAUAAUUCCAUCACCUUUCAGCAUUUCUUAUCUCAUUACGAGGCUAACCAGCGGGAAAUUCUCGAGUCCACGCCUGCGGUCUGGGACUAUCUUCACACAGGAACACUGCCAGGUCAAGAAGAGACGACCAAGUCCGUCUUCACUACCUGGGAGCUUUCAAUGCGUCUUCUUCAGGAGCAGCCUCAUAUCGGGCCGGCAAAGUCGCAGAUGCUCACUCUAUUGGCUUAUUUUGACGAGGCGGAUAUCUCAGAGGAGCUAUUCUCUAGCUACCACAAUGGCGUGGUCCAUCAUGGUGGUAUACCUGACUGGUUAUCCAUAUUUCACGAGCGAGGAUCCUGGUCGUCAGUUCAAUUUGGGAAGGUUAUGAGUGAAAUGAAGGCGCUGUCACUUGUCUACUCAACGACCCCACCCACCAAGUCCAGCGAUGAAUUCUGGCAUGUGUCUCUACAUCCUUUAGUGAGAGACUGGGCACUCCUACGGCAAUGUGAAGAGACAGUGGCGAUCAAUUCAGCGACGUCAUCAGCCAUUCUCGCAGCUACCUUCCUGGGACACUGGGGAACCGCAGACGAUAGCAACAUAUUCUGGGACGAAGUCAACGAUCCAAAUAUGGAAUGUGGCUGGUUUUCCUCAACCGCGACCCUGAGCUUGCCGUUCAAAGCCCACGCUAGGGCUUGGGAAGAGAGACUCGCGGCCGCUGAAAUGACCCAUCUUGGCCUUUUCGAGAGACGAGACCCCUGUGAGAAUGUCGCUUCAGAGAUCGUGUUGCUGAAGUUCCAGAGGGAGUCCUUUUCUGUCUAUGGCAUGUAUCCAAGCAUAUGCGAGCGACUCUGGAGGUAUUGCGCCACCCAUGAUAAGGUAUUGCACUGGAUAAAGUACCAGCUCGGACUCUUCUGGAUUGAUUGCCUAGUGGGCAGGGGCCUUUCGGAGGAAUCGAUUGACUUCUGCAGAGAAUUUGUCGAGCUAUGGCGUGGGAGACAGAGCGCUACCGCGCGCAAGAUUAAUUACGAAGCAUGCGCAACCCUUCGGUUGGCCGAAAGACUACUGAUGCUAAAGACAAUCAGGUCGGUUAGCGAGGCCGAGACUCUAUUAGAGCAACUGGAGAAGGACCAUGGAUUGUUGGACCCCAGGACCAGUUACUUAGCACGUGCGAUCCUACUGAUGCUUUCAGAGCUACUGAUAUAUCGCGGGCAUCAGGAGUGUUUUGCCAAGGCGGCAUCCCUCCGUGCGAUCUUUGCGGGAAUAGGCAAGGACGGAUGGACUACGGAGGACCGUCGACGGCGCUUGUCGAUGAGCCAAUGGCUCCAGGUGCUGAGGCUUGAUGAUUUCGACAAUCAAAUCCAGCUGCAAAAUGAAUGGGUUGCCAUGGCGCAAGAGCGGUAUGGGGGGGCAGAUUUGAGGACAAGGCGAGCGUGGAUGGGUCUGGCCAAAGCUUUAUAUACCUGGGGCAACACGGAAGCGUUCGUGGAUAUACACCAGCGUCUUUUGUCAGAGAUACGGCACACUUAUCCACUCAACAAAAAGGUCCUCAGUUGGUGUCUAUUAGAGCUUGGUGAGGGUAUGUGCGAUCUAGAGAGGCAUGGUGAGGGCCAGAAAUAUCUCCUUGAGUCCAUUGAGGUCACAGCACAGGUGGUCGAUGGCUUCCAAGCACCCGUCUGCCUUGAUGCCUUGGCUUGUUUAUCGAUAUGCCACCUUGAAUGCGGCCAACUUGAUCAGGCUCGGUCCCUCUGGGAUUUCAUGUGCAAAGCGGGACAGGGACUUCUGGGUUUCCAUGGCGGACUCCCGCAAUUUGCCGAUAGGGCAAUUAGGUUGUCUCUCGUUGAGGAAACGCGACCGGUUGCUGCUCGCAUAAUGGAUGCGGGAAUUUACAUUUUCAUCGAGAUGACGCGGCACAGGCAAAGUCGGGCUCAAUUCAACCCCGAGGAGGACGGAUCUCACAUAUUUGAGGGCUAUGAUGUGUUUGUCUUUGAUGAUGCGGUUCUCAUCUGGGACGAAGUUGGACAGUGGUCAGGUUGCGAACUCCUUCUCUCACGUCUCAUCCUCAUUGCACAAUUAGGGAGCUUUGCACCAUAUGCGGAUCUACUGGAUAGUGCGCUAUCGGAGUUUGCGAGAAAGAAGACGACGCUUGUACAAAGCUUAGCGCGGGAAAUCAUUCGAUACGUUUCAACCUUGGCAACAUGGAUUAGAGACGAUGCUGCCCUCCGGGGGAGGUACAGUACUUGGGCUUGCGAGACAGCCCGAGAAAUGUUUGGAGAAGAUGAUGAUCUUACAAAACGCUGUGUCGAGACUUUGGAGAACAUCAAGACCUGGAGGACAAAGACGCCCUCAUGGAUCGAGAAGCUAUCUCUACGCCACUUUCGCAAACGAUUGCGGAAUGGGGAGAAUUAA
Messenger RNA from Thyridium curvatum, 3540 nucleotides. RefSeq lists its product as uncharacterized. Gene Ontology annotation, molecular function: protein binding; ADP binding. The record is from RefSeq and is a predicted model, not a curated record. The coding region runs from base 1 to 3540 and encodes 1179 amino acids. Lineage: Eukaryota; Fungi; Ascomycota; Sordariomycetes; Thyridiales; Thyridiaceae. The transcript has a single exon.